Molecule: messenger RNA, 1860 nt
Organism: Fusarium redolens
Lineage: Eukaryota; Fungi; Ascomycota; Sordariomycetes; Hypocreales; Nectriaceae
Product: kinase-like domain-containing protein
Exons: 1
Coding region: 293-1747 (484 amino acids)
Biological process (GO): protein phosphorylation
Molecular function (GO): protein kinase activity; ATP binding
Source: RefSeq, a predicted model, not a curated record
UUACCCCGUAUCCACUUCCCUUGAGCCGAGAGUGACCUAUGAUAGCUCCGAGCUAUGAGUAACAGUUUAGCACCUUUUACCCCGGAUUUCGGCUUCUGCGUGUUACUCAUAAACUCUUGCAUUCCUCCCCUUCCUAUAUCUUCUGUCUUUCGUUCUCUUUACCUAUGGAAUAAAUUGUAUCUUCACCUAUUAUACCUACCUUAUAACGAACACAACGGAAUGGCCCCAUUUCUGAAUACGCCCAUGGACACAAGAAAUACCUUCACCGAUAGACGAUAACCUCUUCGUGAAAAUGGCUACUUGCAGUCUCAAGUCGCUGCGGCGACCAUCACUCACCCUCAUGUCUGGAGCGAGGAAGAGGUCUUUUCGUUUCAAUGGCCUCAUCUCAAAAGCUGCAACUCGUGGUUUGGCUACCGUCACCGCUCAGACAACACAGCCGGCCAUGAUGAUGGAGGAUCACAACACUAGACUGAUCAACAUGGGUUACAACUACAACUACAUCGAACAUGUCGAAAAUCUCGAACAGUACCGCCUUGGAGGCUUCCAUCCCGUAUCCCUAGGUGAAACUAUCAACAACCGCUAUCUCAUCCUCAACAAGCUCGGUCAUGGUGGCUACUCCACCGUAUGGCUCUCAUGGGACAUCUUGAAACAGAAGUACGCCGCAUUGAAGAUAGUACUCGCAGAUUUUGGUGAAGAUUCAACAGAGGUCGAUGUUCUUCAACGUUUGGAAGCCAAAGCUGGAAAGAAACAUCCUGGAAGGUCUCUCAUUAGACAUGUCACCGACAACUUUCACUUCGAUGGUCCCAAUGGAAGACACACCUGUCUGGUUAACGAUCCGGCGAUGAUGUCGCUGCGUCUUGCAAAGGAUGCCUCAUCCACAAGACUCUUUCAACCACGGACUGCCCGAGCUAUCGCCGCUCAGGUCGUUCAGUCCGUCGCGUACCUCCAUGAAGGCGGUGUAGUACACGGCGACCUCCACCUCGACAACAUCCUGCUCCAGCUUCCGGACCGAAUCAAGCGAUUAUCACCGGAUCAACUUCACGAGCGACAUAGUCACCCGACAACAGUUCCUGUGACGAGGCUCGACGGCCUUCCCCUUGACGAAAACGCACCUCGAAAUGUCGUGCUGCCAAUCUGGCUUGGUCAAAAGAGCGAGGAUGUAGCUCUAGCAGAUGCAAAGAUCUUACUAGGCGAUUUCGGCGAGUCCUAUUUACCGAGUCAAGAAAAGCGUCAGUAUUCCAACGCUCCGAUUCGCUACCGGGCACCCGAAACUCAAUUCCCCGAUGUGUGUCAACCUCUCUCGUUCAGCUCUGACAUCUGGAGCCUCGGCUGUCUCCUCUGGAACGUCGUCGGACAACGCCCACUAUUCGACGCCUGGACCCUCUCAGAAGACGACAUUCUUCAAGACCAGAUUGAUCUUCUCGGCGAAAUCCCAGAAGAGUGGUCUGUCUACGGCGCUAAGCGAUCCGAGUACUGGGUCGAGGACAUCGAAGAAGAGACAUCGACACAAGCCGCUACUCAGGGCGGUUUCACAUGGGAUGUACGCUUUGAGCGCUGUGUGCAGCAAGGACGAGAGGAGAGCGGCAUGAAGCCCAUGUCAAAGGAUGAGAAGGAGGCUUUUAUUGAUAUGAUGAAGAAGAUGAUUACUUUCCGGCCUGAGGAUAGGAUAACAGCUAAAGACCUGCUGGAGUCGCGAUGGAUGAAACAGUGGGCUUUGCCGGAGCUGAAGAAACUUGCGGCUUCAUGAUUGAUGUUAAAAAUGGGAUUGGCAUUCUGAAUUAGCGAGUUUGGGAAAAGCGUUUGUUUAUAUGGGCCAUAAAUCAGAUUUACUUAAUACCAAUUGAUGCAUGCUUAUACUUA